Messenger RNA from Tripterygium wilfordii, 1039 nucleotides. Its product is annotated as CASP-like protein 2B1. The record is from RefSeq and is a predicted model, not a curated record. NCBI's taxonomy places the organism in Eukaryota, Viridiplantae, Streptophyta, Magnoliopsida, Celastrales, Celastraceae. The transcript is spliced from 3 exons. Bases 251 to 859 code for a protein of 202 amino acids.
GGUUACUCUGGGUCUUCUCCCAUCAAAUCCUCAUCCACAAAAUUUUAGGAAAUCUGAAGAAAAUGUUACAUCCCAGAUCCCACUAGAGAACAAAACAAAUAAAAAAUGGUUUUGGUCGUCUCUAUUUAAGCGGGAGACACUUGUGUCAAUUCAGUGCAGUGUGAUCUUAGUGAGUGAGGUUGGUGAGCUCAUCUCUCUUGGGCAAAUCCCUACUUCGGAUUUUGUGGGUGGUGUGUCUUUAGGGGGAAAGAUGAGUUAUUUGAACGUUGGUGUUAGUCCUGGAAAUGUAGCAGUCUACCAUGGGUCCAAUAUGAAGGUGAUGGAUAGGAGGGUGAGGCUUGCGGAGUUGGUCUUAAGGUGUUUGAUAUGUGGUCUUGCACUUGUUGCUGCCGUGCUCAUAGGUUCAGACACCCAAGUUAAAGUAAUCUUCUCAAUUGAGAAGAAGGCCAGAUUCGUAGACAUGAAGGCUCUUGUAUUUGUGGUUAUAGCCAACGGGAUAGCUGCAGCCUAUUCUUUGGUUCACGCAGUUCGUUGUGUUGUUGUUAUGGUUAAAGGCAGUGUUCUGUUUAGCAAGCCCUUAGCUUGGGUCAUCUUCUCCGGGGAUCAGGUGAUGGCAUACUUGACUGUGGCUGCAAUUGCAGCUGCUGUACAGUCAUCCAUGUUUGCAAAGUUUGGGCAACCAGAAUUACAAUGGAUGAAGAUAUGCAACAUGUAUGGGAAGUUCUGCAACCAAGUUGGGGAGGGAUUAGCAAGUGCAUUCUUAGCCAGCCUUAGCAUGGUAGUCCUGUCUUGCAUCUCAGCUUUCAGUCUCUUCCGCUUGUACAGCGGCAGCAAGAAUAAGAAUGUUACGAGGUGGUAGGAUCCGAUCAACUGCCGUAUCCAUCCACGAUGUUCUGCACUCGAGGGGGCAUGUUAUGUUACAUAUGAAAACGAUUGUACGUGUUACACUAGUUUUGUAAUAAGGCAAGGGUACGUAUCUUCUGCAGUAAUAUUUAUUUUUUAUCAUGCUUAUUAAUCCAGUUUCUUAACUAGAAUCAAA